AUGCAAGCAGAAGAAGACCAGGUUGAACACUUGAUGAGGGAAGGGCUCCUUGCACAAGAUCAGCAUCACAGUCAAAGUGACACGACGGAGAUGCCUGGUUUGGUGACACGGGCGGAUUCCUUUCCAGGUGCGCAAGAGAUGUCUAUGGAAGCUCAAGCGCUGUCUCCUUCCGACAAAAAGCGCAACAAACUUGGUUAUCAUCGAACUGCGGUGGCAUGUGGCCAUUGUCGACGUCGCAAGAUUCGCUGCAUUGCCGCAAUUGACGAUUCCUCUGGUCGAUGUCAAAACUGUAUUCGCUUGAAGAAAGAUUGCCACUUCUACCCUGUCGAUCAGAGCUCGACGCCAGGGAAGCGUCCGAGGUCUGGAACCAAGUCCGAAAGUAUUUUUAUCGAAGGCGAUGCUUCUGUUGCCUCCUCCUCCCCCGGCGCUAUGCUCAGAAGCAGCUCAUUCGAACAUAUGGAUCAAGAUGAAGGUUUCGAGUACCCCCAUCCUUUUGACCCUCACCAUAUACAGCAGCAACAGCAAGGGCAGACGGCCGCGCCUCCCACCUAUCUCGACCAGGCCCCUGGACAUUUUGCGUCCGAACCUAUAAAUUCAGGAUAUUAUCCUAGUUAUGCACACAACGUCCCUGGGACGUACACGUCAGCCUUCCCAACGGGCUCGCUUCCUUCAACGAUGCCAAUGACACAGGGCAGCGCGUAUAGCUACCCGACGUCGCAUCCGAUGGAAGCCUAUGACUGGGGUCAGAUGACACAAAGGCCUAUGUCUGGCGCAGAGGCUGAGGACAUGCAGCAUGGGUUUCCUGCAGCCUAUCGAAGCCAUACCUAUCCGAAUUUUGAUCGGAGAAUGACAGGACCCCAACAACAGAUGCCCUCAACGAACCAUGGAAUGAUGGGUCUCGAGCUUGACCAUCAGCACAGCUCGAUCCUGGCAACUACCCGCGAGCCGACCUCAUACCAACCGCUUCAUGACUUCAAUGAAUGGACAGGAGCAGCGUCUGGACAGCAGGCACACCAUACUGAAUCUGCUCCAACAUCGUACCCACACGGCUGGUACCCGCAUACCUCGACGAUGACAGGAAACAGACAAGAGAGGGGUCCAUCUCAUAUACUGCUUUCACAACGUCAUGACUUUCGCGGCAGUCAACACAAACCAGGUUGA
Molecule: messenger RNA, 1161 nt
Organism: Exophiala spinifera
Lineage: Eukaryota; Fungi; Ascomycota; Eurotiomycetes; Chaetothyriales; Herpotrichiellaceae
Exons: 3
Coding region: 1-1161 (386 amino acids)
Biological process (GO): regulation of DNA-templated transcription
Molecular function (GO): DNA-binding transcription factor activity, RNA polymerase II-specific; zinc ion binding
Source: RefSeq, a predicted model, not a curated record